CCAGCAGCUACGCUAGGAUGUCCAAGACCGUGGGGGUUCCUAUCUCGCUGUUGCACGAGGGCGAGGGCCGCACCGUGACCAUCGAGCUCAAGAAUGGCGAGGUGUACCGCGGCCACCUGACGGAGAGCGAGGACAGCAUGAACUGCCAGCUGAGCGACGUGGUGCUCACGCAACGCGACGGUCAGAAGAGCAAACUCGAGCUCGUAUAUGUGCGCGGCUCGCAGAUUAAGCUGGUGAUUCUCCCGGAUAUUCUCAAGAACUCGCCACUGCUGAGCAAAGUGCAGGCGCUUAGCAAGAAGAAGGAGGACACCAAGAAGAAGAAACCGCAAGGUCGCAGACGCGCUGGUCCCCGCAAGUAGACAGCUGCAGAGGUGCUCGCUCACAGGCUGUAAAGUGCCAGCGUUUUCAACUAACGGACGGUCACUAGAGCCAGAGAUAUAGCUGAAAGGCUGUAGUGGAGCUCUGAGCGACUUGAAGACGAAGACGACAUGACUUUUUUAUUG
Molecule: messenger RNA, 503 nt
Organism: Phytophthora infestans T30-4
Lineage: Eukaryota; Oomycota; Peronosporomycetes; Peronosporales; Peronosporaceae
Product: small nuclear ribonucleoprotein Sm D3
Exons: 1
Coding region: 18-359 (113 amino acids)
Biological process (GO): RNA processing; spliceosomal snRNP assembly
Cellular component (GO): U1 snRNP; catalytic step 2 spliceosome; U2 snRNP
Molecular function (GO): RNA binding
Source: RefSeq, a predicted model, not a curated record